UACUCAAAGAAAGGAGUAUUUGCAUUUUGUAAAAAUUCAUAUUUAUUUCUAGACUAUAUACUUACUCUUUUCCCUUCUCUUUUUGUUUUUUUUUUGGUUCCCUCAAAAUUCUCUAAUUAAUUCCCCCUUUCCUCCUCUCCUUUUCUUUCCUCCCACAAAACCCACCCUUCCAUUCCUAUUUCCUACUCUUCUUCAUACCCAAAUUUCUUAUAAAAAUGGGAAAAUCAUCAAAAAUAGGAUUAGUGGGAGAAGAAGAGAUAUUAAAUGUAGAUACAAUUACCAACACAACUCGAAAUCAAUCUCAAAAUCCAAUUACAAAUUAUAACGACAAUAAUAAUAUUAAUAAUAAUAGUCGUAAUAGUGAUGAAAACUUGUGUGAUUUUUGUAACCAACAAACGCCAGUUCUAUACUGCCGCGCUGACUCCGCCAAGUUUUGCUUAUUAUGUGAUCAACACGUUCACUCCGCGAACACCCUUUCCAAGAAACACGUCCGUAACCUCCUUUGCGACGCUUGUGGGUCCCAACCCGCCACCGUCAAAUGUUUCACCCACAACAACUUUUGCUUUUGUCAGGAUUGCGACUGGGAUCUCCACCAGUCCACCGCCAACCACGACCGUUCCGCCGCUAUCGACGGCUUCUCCGGCUGUCCGACCGCCUCCGACAUCUCUUCUUUCCUCGGCUUCGAUAUCUCCAAUAGUAAGAAACAACUCAACAACAGCAAAAACAGUAACAACAACAACAACAACAACAACAACAAAUCAGUUGUUGAUGUGGUUGACGAUGAUGAUCUGUUCGCUUUCUUCAUUGAUGGGGGUGACGUCACUCACGAUCCUUGGUCGGAUUUAAUGGUGCCAGCUCAUCACAACAACCACCUCAAUGUGGGGCCGAGUUUUCCAUGGGGGUUUGAUGAUAACGCUAAUCAUGAUUUAGGGUUUGUUAAUGGCUUAAUCAAGAAAUCUUCUAAUGCGAAGAAACAACAGGCGGUGAUUAAGCAGCUUUUGCACCUUCAACGACGUCGUCGAGAUUCGUCUUGUGAUGAUGCUGAUGAAGAUGUUGAUAACAAUAAUAACAUUAACAAUCUUCUUGUUCCUGCUGUGGUUGCGAAUAAUGAUGAUUAUAUUUUACAAUUACCGAAUAAUAAUGAUGGGAUUACUACUUAUAAUCUUAUUCAAAACCAAUUUCAAUGUCAGCAGCAAGGACAGGAAGAAGCUAAUUUCUCAUCUUUUAUGGGUUUGAACACAAUUAAUAAUAAUAAUAAUAAUAAUAAUAAUAAUAAUAAUAAUAAUAAUAAUAAUAAUAAUAAUAAUAAUGUGGAUGGUCCGGCAGCUGGAAAUGUGAUGUGGGAUGCUAGUCCCACCAAUCCUACUACACAGAUAUGGGAUUUCAACUCAGGAAGGAUGAGAGAUCAUGAAGAAUCUGGAAGAUUGGAUGAUGGUUACCGUGAAAGUGAUGUGGGAUUUAUGAUCAACAGCUACAACUCACUUCUACAAGAUACUGGUUUGGCAAAUUCAAAGAUCUUAGGGGACAUGUAUGACAUGAAUUGUUCCACCACUCCGAAUGAUAUCCGAAUUUUUAAUAGUAACAUGCAGAAUUCAGCAGCAAGCCAGGGUCCAGCUACAUCAGAGAGCAAUAAUAUGCCUAUCAUAAGGCCAUCUUCGGGUUCAGUUUUUGGAAAAACUAAAAGUGUUGGCUCCGCAGAUAUUCACUUUAUGGAGGAAUCUGUAUUUCUUGGAGGCGAUAACGCACUAAAUGCAGUCAAAACAGUGGCUGACAUGGAAAUUCUGGCACAGAAUAGAGGCAACGCCAUGCAACGUUACAAGGAGAAGAAGAAAACAAGAAGAUAUGAGAAGCAUAUACGUUAUGAGUCAAGAAAGGCAAGAGCUGAUACGCGAAAAAGAGUGAAAGGACGAUUUGUGAAGAUCAAUGGUGCUCCAUUCGGUUGAAAUAAGUCCGUGCUGUGUAAAUAUUUUGAAUUUGCUGUGGAGAUCUAUUUUUUUCUUCCAAUUUUGAAAUCAGUUUUGUCUACUACAUCAUUAUCUAUGCGAUUGUUGCUUCUAGCAUAGAAUGAUGACAUUUCAGAUGAGAUUUUUAGUUCAUGUAACUCCCAUACCGGCCACGUAAUAGCUGUAAAAAGAAAAAAUUAAAUAACUAUGAUAAAGAAGAAUUAAGGAAGUCACUGCUAAGAACAGUAGAAUUUGAAUAAACAAAAUAAGUUCUGUUGAA
Molecule: messenger RNA, 2223 nt
Organism: Chenopodium quinoa (quinoa)
Lineage: Eukaryota; Viridiplantae; Streptophyta; Magnoliopsida; Caryophyllales; Amaranthaceae
Product: zinc finger protein CONSTANS-LIKE 15-like
Exons: 4
Coding region: 216-1943 (575 amino acids)
Molecular function (GO): zinc ion binding; protein binding
Source: RefSeq, a predicted model, not a curated record